This is a messenger RNA of Corythoichthys intestinalis (scribbled pipefish), 3585 nucleotides long. It is a transcript of the gene cep85l, whose product is annotated as centrosomal protein 85, like. The record is from RefSeq and is a predicted model, not a curated record. NCBI's taxonomy places the organism in Eukaryota, Metazoa, Chordata, Actinopteri, Syngnathiformes, Syngnathidae. Bases 249 to 2561 code for a protein of 770 amino acids. The transcript is spliced from 13 exons. Gene Ontology annotation, cellular component: centrosome.
CUUGCGUCACUUCCACCCAGCUCCGAACGUCAUCUCGUGUAAUUUAGGAGUCCGUUACUUCAAAAUGUCUCGAGGAAGAAUCCUCCAGUUUGGGCUUUAAAGCCACUUUACAUCGCUAAAUGCCACAAAUAGCACAGUAAUUCAUUGAAAUCAUGCCCUGGCCUCCUUUAUUCCACUGAGGUUUUUCUCCUGGUGACCGCAGGCAGAGCUCUUUUCCGGCUGUUAUGUAAAACAUCUUAACACUGCCAAUGUGGAACAGAGGCGAUCUUGACGAUGGAUACGACUCUUACAAAACAGGUUCAAGUAGCGGUGGCUCUCCUGGGUGUGUCCCUAGUAAUGAAUCAACCUGGCUCAGCAAACAGCCCGGAGCUGGCAACAGCAUUUCUGGACGUAGACACAGUGCUGUGUCGGACAGUGGUGACACUGGCAUUGGUACCUACUGUUCUGAUAGUGUGGAAGAUGACUCCUGUUCCAGCACCACACCUUCAUCUUUCCUGCCGCUUUCCCGACGUCACUCCAGUCAGGAAGAUGGGCUUGGCAGUAACGUCCCUGUCAUCCAUGUCAAGCCAUCGCCAUCCACAUCGCUGUAUGCCAGCCCAAGAAUGACUGCCUCACCAGUCAGCACAGGCAAUGGGAGCAGGUCUUCCAAGUUGAACCCGCCAGCCAUGUCCCCCCUCAGUGCACCAGCUAGUGUUGAUUUGAAGGACUAUCAGCCCAUCAGAAGGUGGUCCUCUCUCACAAAGUUGUCAUCUGGCGUCGAGAAGAACUCCAGUAAAACACCAGUGCACCAUCACAGCACAGAUUCACAUGGCUCCCUUGAUAGGGGUCUGAUCUAUGGCUACAGAAAAGAACCCCGUGUUUUAAAUAGAGACCUUUAUUUACCUGUAUCUUCCUCAUUGCUCAGUCAUAGCUUAUUACAACGUUCUCCUGGUUCUGGUCCCUGCUACUGGAGCAAACUUAGUUGUAGGUCCAGUUUGGAAACAGACCGGUCACUGUCUUCAACUCUUUCCUCGCCCAUUAAACACAGCAGUUUGGACAUGAACUAUAAUAGUUUAGCAGAGGCUAAACUGGCUCUGGGAGGUGGUCAGGUUUAUGGCCUGAGUUUAUCCAAGCUAGCUGACUCACCACUCAGUCACCCGGUUGACAGGGAAUCUCCGAUUCAACCGGCCGUCCGCACACAAAUGUGGCUAACAGAGCAGAUGGAAUACAGUUCUAAAGCAGAGCACGGAGAACUUGGCCAGGAACUUGGUACUGAAAGAAAGGUCUGUGGUGGAGAUGGACCAUCCUUUGAACAAGGCAUCAACCAGACGCUGCAUGGGACGUCCCAGUUCGUCAACACUCUGGUGAAGGUUAAAGAGGGGAUGCUGAGACAAAGAGAGUUGGAGAUAGAUAGACAGAAGCAACAGAUCCUGCAGCUCCAUGCUCGCAUUAGGGAAAAUGAGUUGAGAGCCCAGCAGGUCCUACACAGUCAAAGAUGGUUUGAAGAUCCUCAAAUCCAGAAGAUGAAGGAAUCCGUGAAGGAAGUGCCACCUGACCCGCUGUGUUGUGACGAAGAGCUGAGUAGAAAGCUGGCAUUGUCCGAACUGGAAGUACUUCAUCUGAACGAACUGUACAAGCAAGCCACUCAAAAAUAUACUGAUGAUCUCAGGAAACUGGAGGAAAAGAUAAAGACAAGGGAUCGCUACAUCAGCAGUUUGAAAAAGAAGUUUCACCGGGAGAGUGAACAGAACCAUGAAAAACAACAACGCAUUGAAACUCUGGAGAAGUACCUUGCUGACAUGCCAACUGUGGACGAAGUGCAAGUUCAGACACUUCAGCUAGAGGAGGUGCAGUUGAGAGCUCAGGAUCUGGAAAAAAUGGUAGCUCACUUACAAGGAAAGCUGGAGGACAGCUGUACUCUUUUGAAAGAGAAAGAUCUCAAGAUUGAGACACAAGCCAGGAGAGAGAAGGAGCUGAUUGCAUCUGUGCACAGGUUGCAACAGAAGGUGCAGAAGUGUUUGGAUGAUGGAUUGAGGCUGGACCUGAAGCAUCUUGAGGUGGAAAAUUCUCAACUCCAGGAGAAACAAGACCAGAGCAGCAAGCUCAUUGAGCGUCAGAAAGUACAGAUUGAGAGACUUAACUCGCAACUCAGGGUGACCAAUAAAAAAUUACAGAAAGAAAGAAGCCUUUCACAACAGUGUGACAACAUAGAAGGUCCAUCCAUUCAAUCUACAACCUUAUCAAAGCAGGCGCAGGUUGAUAACUGGCUGCAGGAGCAUGCACUGUCUGAUGUGGAGAUGCCACAAGUUGGACGACUUUUGAGGGAACUGUCCGUGUGUCUACUGGACCUUAAGGCUCUCCGCAGCAUUCUGGCUCAGAGGGCGCAAGGAAAGGAGCUCAACUUGUCUCUCCUUCUGGGCAUGACAUCAUUGAACGUGUCAGCAGAGGAGAGCGAGUGCAAGGACGUAGAGGAAGAUGUCGUCCCUGUGAAUCUGCUCGAGGUCAGCCAGCUGAGGAGAGGCAUCGACGAGCUGAGGAAAAACAUCGCCGACUGCUACACCCACUGUGCGGUCGACAGCUGAGUUGCUUUUUUUCCAGAUUGCGGGCUUGAAGUUGACCCAGGAAUUUUCAUGCUUUCGCCUCAAACAUCAAUGACUAACUUCAGCACAGAAAAGGGUUGGUGCUGUGGUGGUUCACAACUGCUAUGCAAAAUGACUUAAGGGUAUUGCACCCUUAGAGCUGUGAAAUUAUGAUGGGAACAUUCACCAUAAGUAUGAGUGGUUUGUGUUUUUACACAAAAUAAUCAUAACAAGCUAAAAACGAAGGCUUUAUCCUUUUAAUAUUCUUACAAUUUACAAAUAUGUUUAACAUUUGUUGUUAUAAUCAGUGUGCAAUCCUCUCUGUUUAUUUUUAAAGAAGCAGUACGCAAUAUUUGUGUUUUUCUUGAAAUGUGUUUUGUCAGAAUUACGGCAGCUGGACAGAAAAAGUAUUGUGACAACUGGUAAUGGUCAUGUCAGUGUCAUCCUUAUUUUAUGGUCGCAUUGAAUAUACUAAUAAAUAUUUUUGUAUAGUUUUGUAUAUUUAGGAAAUACUGUAUACAACAUUUUACCAACAUGCAUGGCUCACCGUACGUUAUCUUUUCCAUAUUUCAUUCCGCCCGUCCAGAAUCGUGAACUUAAUGUUUAUUGGGCAUCAUUAACAGUUAAUGAAAUCAAGAACCAGAGGAUUCCAAUGUUAAGAUGCUUAUAGAACCUCAAAGCAAUGAUUUGUGUCUGUAAAGAUCGUUUUGGAGCCAUGUUAUUAAUCCUUUUUUGAUGCUGCCGAAAGGAAACAAAAGGAACAAAGAAUUAUUUGUGUUAUGCUUAACAAAGCCAGUUAAAUUGUAUCAAGAUAAAAUGUAAAAUGUUUUGAUAAAUUUAUAACUUUCUAUAUUAUUGUAUUAUGCAUGUUGUUUUAAUAAGGGGUUAAAAAGGAGACCUACUGUUACUGAUUAACUGUAAAUGGCAAAUGUAUGUUUACAUAGGCCUAUCCAUUUAAAAGCAGAAAUAUUUUACAAUUUUGUUCCGCUCCUGUUAAUGACAAAUAAAGCUAUUUUUUCUAAAGGCC